AUACUCGAGCGGUAGUUUUGGUUUCCUUUUCAGUGUGUUCGUUUUGUCAUAGUUCGUCCCUUAUAUCCAUUUGAGGUCGUCGUAACUCCCCUUAUUUCUUUCGGUCUUAUAUUCCAAAUAUAUCCAAGUUGUAUUUAUUUGCGUAUCAUUACCCGAUAUCAUGGCUAAUCGCACAGUCAAAGAUGCACAUACAGUUCAUGGGACAAACCCUCAGUAUCUUUUGGAAAAAAUCGUUCGAAGUCGAAUUUAUGAGUCAAAAUUCUGGAAAGAGCAUUGCUUUGCUCUUACAGCUGAAUUACUUGUCGAUAAAGCUGUGGAACUUCGUUAUGUUGGUGGUGUGUAUAGUGGAAGUGUUAAACCAACCCCUUUUCUAUGUCUUACAUUAAAAAUGCUUCAAAUUCAGCCGGACAAAGAUAUUGUUAUCGAAUUUAUCAAACAGGAACCAUACAAAUACGCUCGUGCUUUAGGAGCAUUUUAUCUUAGACUAGUUGGUGAUUCUGUUGAAAUAUACAAAUAUCUUGAAACUUUAUAUAACGAUUUUCGACGUCUCAAGUUUCAAGAUAAAAUGGGAAAUUUCAGUUUAAUAUACAUGGAUGACUUUAUUGAUCAACUUCUUACUGAAGAACGUGUCUGUGAUGUUAUUUUACCUCGUUUACAAAAGCGUGAAGUUCUUGAGGAGCUAAAUGGUUUAGAACCACGACAAUCACUUCUGAAUGAGGAUUUAGAAGAUUUACAAUAUGUUGAGGAGCUGGAUACCUUGAAUCAUGUUGAAGAGAGUUAUAAGUCUAAGGAUAAAGAAAAACAUAGGAGACGAGACUAUGGAAAAGACCACCAUCAUCGACGUAGACAUCGUGAAGAGUCUCCUCAUGCUGAACGCAGAGAAAGAGAUAGAGACCAUAUAUCAUCAAGACAUAAAGAUCGUGAAGAGAAUGAACGCAAACAUGAUCGUGAGAGAGCACAUAGACGUAGUCAUUCUGGAGAUCGUCGAAAUGGUCGAUCCAAACGUGAUGAUAGUCGUUCACCAGGUAAUAAAAAAAACUUUAUUAAAUACUUAUUUUAGAUCAUAAACGUGCCCGAGAUAAAGAUCGUGACAGACGACAUUAAAUGUUUAAUAGACACUGAUAUAUUGUAUAUAUUAUGUUAAUAAAUACUUUUUGUAUAAUCAU
Messenger RNA from Schistosoma bovis, 1166 nucleotides. The record is from the annotation of a GenBank genome assembly. NCBI's taxonomy places the organism in Eukaryota, Metazoa, Platyhelminthes, Trematoda, Strigeidida, Schistosomatidae.